Trichobilharzia regenti is the source of this 1207-nucleotide messenger RNA. Lineage: Eukaryota; Metazoa; Platyhelminthes; Trematoda; Strigeidida; Schistosomatidae. The record is from the annotation of a GenBank genome assembly.
AUUUAUUUAAACGCAUAAAAAAACUUGGUACAAUAUGGCACCAAGAAAGAUGCGCCACACAAUAAUAAUAAAACAACAUAGAUCAAAAAAAAAGGAAGGAAGGAAAAGAAAAAAUAUAUAUAAGUAGAGAACGGAUAAAGAACUUCAUCUGGAAGGAAAACAGUCAUGCUUAACAAGUUCAAACAGUGUUCGUUAGCUAUCAUCGGGAAGGGAAGAAAGAAGGAAAUCACAACACAUUCGCCACUGAUUACGAUUCUUGGCCAUAUCCGAUAACGUUUCGAGCCAUCGAUUUGAGCUAUCUCUCGGACCCCAACCAGGGAGUCGUGACACACCAACCGAUGCUAAUCUAGCACAAAAAUCCUUCAUCCCACGACGCCACGUCAUGGACUGACCACCUCUCCGCCUUUUCCAUCCCGUCCCAGGGCUAGCGAACAGAGACCUGUACGGAAGCCUCUGGGGUGACAUUCGGAGCACAUGUCCAAGCCACCGGAGCCGGUGUUUCCAGAUGACGACAUUCAAGGAAUAGUGAUCUCCACUUUGUUCAAACACACGCCGCCGAACCUCAGAAUUACUCACGCGAUGAUGCCAUCGAACGCAAGCAAUCCUGCGGAGACAGCGGUGAUCGAACACGCAGAGUCGCCGCACAUCCUCAGCUCGGAGAGGCCAGGUUUCACAGGCGUAGAGCAAACAGCUCGCACCGAAGCAUUGUAUACCCGACCUUUGACAGCCAGGCUAACGUCGCGACGGCGCCAGAGGUGGCUCAAGUUGAUGUAUGCCACCCUAGCCUUCAUUAUACGGUUGGAAAUCUCAUCCGUCACCCCUCCGCCAGCACUCACACAACUACCCAGGUACACAAACUUAUCAACAACUUCAAGCGGUUCACCCGCAAGAGUGAGUGCAGGUACAGGCUCCUGCCAAUCUUGUAACAGUACUUUGCACUUAGACGGCGCAAAGCACAUACCAUACUUACAGACACUGAUCGCCAACUGAUUAAGUGCGAUUUGGGCAGCCUGCAUGCUAUCGCACAGUAAGACGAUAUCGUCUGCAUACUCGAGGUCGAAAAGUCUAUCUCCAGGUAGCAGAUCUACACCACCUUCACGCACAUCCUUCAGAGCUGACUCCAGAAUGUCAUCGAUGGCAAAGUUAAAGAGAAACGGAGAGAUUGGGCAACCCUGUCUAACCCCACUGUUGGUUGGGAACAGUGGUG